UGGGUUUCUCAUCCUCUACAACAGAAAUAUCAAUUCAUGUUCUUGUGCUUGCUCUCUUUAUAGUAAUAUUAUCAUUCCUUCAUCAAAAUGAGGCGUCAAAUUACAUCGGCAGAUCAUGUUAUUACGACGACGAUGCCAAUUAUACUUCUGGCAGUGAAUAUGAGAGAAAUUUGGGUCGAGUCAUCAACUCUCUUCACAACAACAGCGACAAUUCCAUCUUCUCCAAUAUCACCUAUGGGGAUUGGCCCAACCAAGUUACCGGACUCUUCCUCUGCAAAGCCGACAUCAAUUCAAGUAUAUGUCAGGAGUGUAUCAACUUGUCCACCUCAAAACUCUUAGUAGAUUGUGCUUUAAAGAUACAAGCUGUAAUAUGGUAUGAUGAUUGUUUGUUCCGUUAUUCAAACAGAACAUUAUACGGAAAAUUAGAAACAGGUCCGGCCAUAUUCAUGGGUAAUGAAAAUAAUAUAUCCUCGUUGUAUGACCAAAACAAGUUUGAUGAGGCUGUGAAACAAAUGUUGGCAGAUCUGAUAGAUGCAUUUUCCAAUUAUACUUCUCCUCCUUCUGGAAUGUAUGCAACUACAGAGAUGAAUGUUCAGAAUGUUCCAACGUUGUAUGGGAUGGUUCAGUGUACUCCUGAUUUGUCACGUGUAGACUGUCGGGCUUGCUUGUACAGAGGUGUUUCAAUCUUCCAACAACGCCCCAUACAAGGAAAACAGGGUGCAAGGUUUCUUGCUCCAAGCUGUAAUAUAAGAUAUGAGAUUUACUCGUUUUUUCUCAAUUCCCCUGCACCACAGCUUGCACCGCAGCCUUCUCCUCCUCCCAUCAAACCAACAGACAACUCAAAUAUUGGGAAUGGAAGGAAGACAAUCAUUUUGAUUAGUGUGAUUUUGUCAGUAGUUCUGGGAGUGACGGCAUUUGUGAUCAUUUUUAUUGUGUAUUUGAAGAAAAGGAAAAAACAGCAAGAGGAGACAAUAGUACUCGGCCUAGAAAAACACAUAUUUCAAGAAGAUGGAGGAGAACAACAGGUGGAAUCCAAAGAAUUUCCAUUAGAUCUCGUGCUUACCGCAACUGAGAAUUUCUCAGAAGAGAAUAAGCUUGGAGAAGGCGGAUUCGGUCCUGUGUACAAGGGUAAGCUAUCAAAUGGGAAAGAAAUUGCUGUUAAGCGACUCUCAAAAAGUUCUGGACAAGGCCUAGAAGAGUUUAAAAACGAGAUCUCGUUGAUCGCAAGACUACAACAUCGUAACCUUGUUAGACUUUGGGGUUGUUGUUUGGAAGCAGGGGAAUCCCUUCUCAUCUAUGAGUAUAUGCCAAACAAAAGCUUAGAUUUUUUUCUCUUCGACUCAACUCGAUCUCCACAACUAGAUUGGAGUAGACGCUUUAGCAUUAUUGAUGGCAUAGCUCGUGGGCUUCUUUAUCUACAUGAGGAUUCUCGACUCCGAAUCAUACACAGAGAUCUCAAAGUUAGCAAUAUAUUGCUUGAUUAUGAAAUGAAUCCAAAAAUAUCUGAUUUCGGAAUGGCAAGGAUUUUUGACAGUAAUCAAUGUGAAGCAAACACUAACCGAGUUGUUGGAACAUAUGGCUACAUGGCACCUGAAUAUGCUUUGGAAGGAUUAUUUUCUGUUAAAUCGGAUGUUUUUAGCUUUGGAGUUCUCCUCCUAGAGAUUAUAAGUGGUAAAAGAAAUUGGAAAUUCGAUCACCCCGACACUGGAAAGAAUCUCUUAAUUUUUGCAUGGGAAGAAUGGAAGAAUGACAAUGGCUUAGUGUUGGUAGAUCCCUCAAUAGUGGAAAAGUAUGUGGCAUCAGAAGUGUUGAAAUGCAUACAUAUUGGAUUGCUUUGCGUGCAAGAAGAUCCGGCAGACCGACCAACAAUGUCAAAUGUGGUUUUGAUGCUUCAAAGUGAUGCAAUGAAACUUCCACAACCAGGACGACCAGCGUUCUUACUCAAACGACGUGUUGUAAUCUCAGUCGGAUCAUCGUCGUCACAAGAAGAAGUUAAAACCGUUUCCAAUAAUGAGGUAACAAUUUCAAAUAUAUCUGCCCGAUAAUUUUGAGAUCCAUUUAUGUUAUAUGGAGAUAAUUGCAAUAGACAUAAUUUUAUUAUAUUAAAUGGGAAUAAGUAAUCAAAUACUUGGUGUGCACUAUAUAUACAUGUAAACUUAAAAUCCAAAACCAGAUAUAAGGACCAUUUUGCUUUUGCUUUUAGUGAUUUCA
Impatiens glandulifera is the source of this 2211-nucleotide messenger RNA. RefSeq names its product cysteine-rich receptor-like protein kinase 44. Gene Ontology annotation, biological process: protein phosphorylation. The coding region runs from base 447 to 2045 and encodes 532 amino acids. The transcript has 7 exons. Lineage: Eukaryota; Viridiplantae; Streptophyta; Magnoliopsida; Ericales; Balsaminaceae. Gene Ontology annotation, molecular function: protein serine/threonine kinase activity; ATP binding. The record is from RefSeq and is a predicted model, not a curated record.